Molecule: messenger RNA, 1116 nt
Organism: Dreissena polymorpha
Lineage: Eukaryota; Metazoa; Mollusca; Bivalvia; Myida; Dreissenidae
Product: beta-microseminoprotein-like
Exons: 3
Coding region: 242-571 (109 amino acids)
Source: RefSeq, a predicted model, not a curated record
CUCAACAGCUGUCAUGUUAUCAAAAGAACACCACUGUAUAACAAGUUGAUGUAAUACUUUGUAUAUAAACGCUUAUAAUUGUAAUACAAAAUUCUUUUAAAUAAGAUACGCAAUCCAAAAAUUCGAUACUUAUGUAAAUGUCGCAUAUAUUUGCAAUAAAGAGGCACAGCUGUAUGAAACCAGGAUAUAUAAAUACGAAUUUAACUUUUUAAUUUUAUUCCUUCAUUUAACGAGCAUCAGAAUGGACGCUAAAUUGCUACUUGUUUUCAUCGGCAUAGUUCAGAUUUCCUCCGGGAUGAUGAUUGAGAAAGAACGCGUACAUGGGAAAGUUGUGAAGUUCUGCACACACAAAGGAAUUCGCUUUCUUCCUAAGUCGAACUUCAUCGACUAUGACGAGUGUAUGACAUGUGAGUGCUCUGACGAUGGGCUGAGUUGUUACAGCAUGUGUUCUGAUCUGAUGGCGUAUGACGAGUCGCAAUGCACCAGUGUCAAGAUAGCCUGCCAGAACAAGUGGGUGCUCACGGCUGACACCACGAAGACGUGCCCGGAGGAUAUGAUUCCAGAAUAUUAGUUGAAUAUAGUUGAGAAAUAAUAAAAACAAUGCCAGUUCUGUGACAAAACAUAAACUUAAUUUUAUAUCUGAAACUUUUAAUGAUAUUAUUAAUAACUCGUAUUUCUUCAUAUUCGCUGUCGAUAUUUAUACAAAAAAGAUGAAUAAUUAUGUAUUAAAUAAAGAUAUUUUUAAACACACGUACAGCUUAGUCGAAUGUUUUUUCUAUUUAAAUAAAGUGUUUAUAAUAGAAACAAUGUGUAAUUCAGUUGUUAUAAUUAUGUUCAUGUGGGGUUAUUUCUUGUCACAUUGUUUACAUCAUGCCGAUUAUAUUGACACAUAAACAAAAAUUUGUAAUCUUCUGACACUAUUCUUGACAUUAUCAAUACAUUGUACGUGUUCCUACAUAUUUGAUGUGUUUGGUCGCUUGUUAUAACAUUUUUAACACACACGUUUUCAUUCGUUGAUGAUUCGAAACAUAUGUUCAGGUGAAUCAAAAAGUUGAGUUUCUCAUAAAAAAGCGUUUAUUAUCAAAAAGUUUGGAAAUAAAUUAUUUUUGUAAUGUU